Molecule: messenger RNA, 4393 nt
Organism: Musa acuminata AAA Group (dessert banana)
Lineage: Eukaryota; Viridiplantae; Streptophyta; Magnoliopsida; Zingiberales; Musaceae
Product: ETO1-like protein 1
Exons: 4
Coding region: 631-2817 (728 amino acids)
Biological process (GO): negative regulation of ethylene-activated signaling pathway
Molecular function (GO): protein binding
Source: RefSeq, a predicted model, not a curated record
CGUUCGAGACGCACAAACCAACUCCUCUCAAAAACACCUAUUUUAAGUUCAUGUGAAUCUGUCUCUCUCUCUCUCUCUCUCUCUCUCUCUCUCUCCACAGAAACAGCUCCGGACCAGAGAUCUUGAUGCAAUAGGUUGGCUUUUAUCCCCUCGGUGACCUUGCAGACUCAGACUGGGGAUCUCUGUGCCCUUGUGUGCGUCCUCGCAGAAGUCAGGACCUACCAAGGGCCUCGGUCUCGUUUCGCCGCUUGUUUCACUGCCGAGGAGCUUCAUUUUGGGUUGUGAUCUCGCAAGAAUCGUAGUGUCGGCUUGUUUUCUGUUGUAGGGAGUCCAUUUGAGUGCAUUUUCUUUGUGAUUUUGAUCGACAAAGAGGUGCCUUCCUUUGUCGGGUCAAAUGUGGCAGGUGAUGGGAUAGGAGUGUUGGGAAUCGGGAGAAGUUGGUGUUUGCCCUCGUUUUACCGGCUAAUCUGAGCCCUUUUUAAAGUGUAGAUUGCUAAUCUGGCAUAAAGAUGUUUCCUUUACCUAAUUUGUUUUGAUUUCUCUUCUUUCCUAGUUGUGUUUUUUAGUCUUCCGGGGAAAUAUUAUUUGGCUAGUGUGGAGAUUUGGGAGGCUUCCUCUCUUUUAUGCAGCAUGAGGAAUCUCUUCCUCUCGGAUUCCUGCCAAGAGGGACAACUUCAUGCCCUUACUCCCCAGACAUGGCUUCAGGUGGAGAGAGCCAAGCUGUCCAAAUCCUCCUUAUACUCCACAUCUUCCAUUGAGUCUCUUAUCAAGGUUGCGGAGCCACCAAUUCUGGCUCUAUUUAAGCCUGUAGAUUAUGUACAAGUCUUAGCUCAGAUCCAUGAAGAACUCGAAUCGUGCACACCACAAGAAAGGUCGAGCCUGCACUUGCUCCAGUUCCAGGUAUUUCGGGGUCUUGAGGAGGUCAAAUUGCUAGAAAGGAGUCUUCAUUCUGCUUGGCAGAAUGCUACCACGAUUCAUGAAAAGCUCGUAUAUGGGUCAUGGCUAAGGUACAAGAAACAAGGAGAAGAGGUCAUAUCUGACCUCCUUUCUUCCUGCGAGAAGUGCUCACAAGAAUUUGGAUUUGUGGAUGUUGCUUCUCAGAUCCCUGUUAAGACCGUUGAUAUGGUCAGUAAAUGCAGUUAUGAUAUGUCACAAAUUUCUAGUACUGUACAUUUCCGAAUUGGGGAUGAGAUGAUUGCUUGUGAGAGACAAAAGAUAGCGGCUUUGUCUCCUCCAUUUAAUACCAUGCUUAAUGGGUCCUUCACCGAGUCACAUCUGGAAGUCAUUGACUUGUCUGAGAAUGGCAUAUCACCGGUGGGUAUGAGAGCAGUCUCUAAGUUCAGUGGCACAGGGCAAUUAGAUGAUUUAUCUGUUGAAAUUUUGUUGGAGAUAUUGAUAUUCUCAAAUACAUUCUGCUGUGCAAGGCUUAAAGUUGCUUGUGAUAAGAAAUUGGCUUCGUUAGUUUCUUCACACCAAGAUGCUGUAGACCUUAUGGAGUGUGCAGUGGAAGAAAAUACUCCCAUACUUGCUGCUUCGUGCUUGCAAGUGCUAUUGCAUGAACUUCCUCACUGUUUGAAUGAUGAACAAGUUGUUAAAAUCUUCUUGAAUGCCAGCAAGCAACAGCGGACAACCAUGGUCGGUCAUGCUUCAUUUUCAUUAUACUGUUUUCUAAGUGAAGUUGCAAUGAACAUUGAUCCAAGUUCAGAUGUCACAGCAUGUUUCCUCGAGAAGUUGGUGGAGUCCGCAGUGAGUACCAGGCAGAAGCAAGUGGCCUUUCAUCAGCUUGGAUGUGUUAGGCUAUUGAGAAAGGAAUAUAGUGAAGCGGAACAUGAUUUCAAUGCUGCUUUUGCUGCUGGACAUGUCUAUUCUGUUGCUGGAUUGGCCAGAUUGGCUUUUAUUAAAGGGGACCAAAUUUUGUCCUAUGAGAAGCUUACUUCUGUAAUAUCAUCCCAUCAACCACUAGGUUGGAUAUAUCAAGAGAGAUCUUUGUACUCUGAAGGCGAUAGAAAAUGGGAGGACCUUGAUAAGGCAACUGAGUUGGACCCUACUCUUACUUACCCGUACCUGUGUCGGGCAGCAUGUUUGAUGAGAAAACAAGAUGCCCAACUUGCUUUGGCAGAAAUUAACCAUGUCCUAGGAUUCAAGCUGUCUUUAGAAUGUCUUGAACUGCGCUUCUGUUUCUAUCUGGCACUUGAGGAUUAUAAAGCUGCACUUUGUGAUGUUCAAGCAAUUCUUACACUGGCUCCCGAGUAUCGAAUGUUUGAAGGACGAGUAACUGCUUCCCAGUUGUGGACACUAGUUAGAGAGCAUGUGGAGCAAUGGACUCUUGCGGAUUGUUGGUUACAACUUUAUGAUAGGUGGUCAUCAGUGGAUGAUAUAGGCUCCCUCUCAGUAAUUUAUCAGAUGCUGGAGUCUGAUGCUGCAAAAGGAGUGCUGUAUUUCAGGCAAUCAUUGCUUCUUCUCAGAUUGAACUGUCCUGAGGCUGCAAUGCGUAGCCUACAGCUUGCAUGCCAACACGCUGCAACUGAACAUGAACGAUUGGUCUAUGAGGGUUGGAUAUUAUAUGAUACCGGUCACUGUGAGGAAGGACUUCGCAAAGCCGAGGAGUCAAUUUCCAUCCAAAGGUCAUUUGAAGCUUUCUUUCUGAAAGCCUAUGCUUUGGCAGAUUCAAGUCUCGAUCCUUCAUGUUCAGCCACUGUUGUUUCACUUCUUGAAGAUGCACUAAAGUGCCCUUCAGAUAGGCUUCGAAAGGGGCAGCUUUCUGGAGGCCUGUGGAUGAAUCCUGAGCGAACUUCAUCCGGCAUUCAUCUUCUAUGAUGACAUCCAGGACUUCUGCAGAGAUGAUUUAUGUGGGAUAAGAUCACUUUAAAUAUGGGUAAGUGAUUCAAUGAUUUAUAGAGAUGAUUGUGAAUUGGUCAAUGAUGAUGAUGAACCUACUCAUGAUGGUCUAAUGUUGCUAAUAGAGUCAGCAGACACGAAGAUCCCAUCACUGUGAUCCUGAAGAAGAAAGCAUGCAACACUUUAAAUUUAAAGGCCCAAUUAGGCUUAUAUAGAGGCCAAGUUAGUAGCUUAAUCCACCUAUUAUAGGAGGAACUAGGUGCAUUACAGCACCAAUGGCAGUGCCGGGAUUGUUCACGGCUUUUGCAACUGGUCUGCAGACAUACUCUACCACCUGUGAAUUUGUGACAUGACUUGUAGAGAAUGUGCUUAAAUUAGACUGCAAUAUUAUUGAAGUGCGACAGUUUCUGCCAAGUCACUGAUUCUUGCUUUGAAGAAACCACCAACCAGAACUCUGAUUUUGGUUAGUCGAGUGCCACUGCUUAUGCUUAAAUAGUGGACAUGGGCACAAAUAUGAACUUGUAUUUCUCAUGAUCUUGGCUAGGAAAACAAAGAACAUAAGAACAAGAAGCUAUUUAUGUAAACCUGUAAUUCUUUUGCUACACUUCAGUCAGGGAUGCACAUAUUUACAAAAAGCUGGUAAUUUGAUGUAUUCAUCUUUUUUUUUUUAUUGUAGUUCUUUUCAAUAGUAGGGAAAGAUCCACAUAAUUGACUUCAAAUAGUUUGGACAUUACGACUUGUUGCUAUUGUCAUUAAUAAUCUUGUUCUUGUAUCAUGAUUGCAAUCAAGGAUUUUAAUUUUGAAUUAUACUGUCCAAUACAUGUACCGGUCCGCCAGCAGACCGAUACAUGGACUGUUAGCUACCAGGCGGUAUCGUCGAUUAGGGUUGUUUUUGUCCCAUUACCGCCUGAAAUCGGUCGGUAACGGUCGAUUUCGACCAUCGCCACCCGCUACCGGGCGAUAUUAGCUGAGGGAGAAGGAAGAAGAGGGAGAAGAAAAGGGAGAACCUAGAGAUCCGACAUUGCUCUCCCUUGACGAUCGCGAUCCGUCGCCGCCCUCCCUCGCCAGACGCCAUAGAUGAGAUGUCGCCUCCUCGUUUGAGGCGACGAGGCCUCGACGUCGUCGGUGACUUCUCCUCAUCCGUGCGGGGAGAAGACGUAGCCGAGGCUUUGCAGGAAGAAGAAACGAGGCAACGCCACCUCGACGAUGUCGCCCUUUUUUUAUUUUUUUUUAUUGCAUAUAUAUUGACCGGUAUGCCAAAGCAUACCACUCGGUACACUCAUACCAUACUGAGCCGAACUAAGCUCAAACCGUCAGUAUGCUACGAAAUUACGAACCUUGAUUGUAAUUCAUUAAAAAUCCUUAGGUGCUUCUGUGUUACAAGCCAACUGAAUGUAGUGUUUCAAGUUGCAUAGUUUGAGCAGUUAGUGCCAGAACCAGCUCAUAUCCUGCAAAUAAAGUUAUCAAAUCUGAAUUAAUUUUAGAAAAAUUCAAAUGCUUGUUUUGUAUGCAUGAUAUCACUGCACUUAGUUUGGAUUAUUGUUGUUUUGCCCAU